Molecule: messenger RNA, 942 nt
Organism: Tripterygium wilfordii
Lineage: Eukaryota; Viridiplantae; Streptophyta; Magnoliopsida; Celastrales; Celastraceae
Product: receptor-like kinase LIP2
Exons: 5
Coding region: 1-942 (313 amino acids)
Biological process (GO): protein phosphorylation
Cellular component (GO): plasma membrane
Molecular function (GO): protein kinase activity; ATP binding
Source: RefSeq, a predicted model, not a curated record
AUGGAAUCGAGUAAUGGAGUAUCUCUAGAGAAAUUCACUUGGAAGGACUUGGAAAUGUUCACCAAUAACUUCAGUGAGAAAAUUUUUAUUGAUGUCACCCAAUAUGGCAAGGUUUACCACGGAACAACUCCCCAGGGUCAAGGGGUCACAGUGAAGAUCUGGGGAAAUUUUGGAUUCUACCCCCAUUUUGGUGUUAAAAACGAUGUCAGAUUGCAACAAGAACUACGAUUCUUGGGGCAUUCAAGCAUGCAGAAUAAUCCUUGUUUGGUGAAGCUGAUCGGAUAUUGCAUCGAUGGUGAUGAUCAUCUGGGUGUUGUUUACAAUAUUAAGUCUAGGGAUGCUUUUACUUGGACAGACAGAAUGGGCGUGGCACUUAAAUUUGCAUGUCUGCUUGAGACUUUGCAUUCUGAUGACCCCCCGUACUUGGUUCGCAAUAUCGACGCUGCUCACAUAUUGCUUGAUCAGGAUUUUGUUCCUGUUCUGUUCGACUUUUCUCUGCUCACCGGUGGUAUUUUUGGUGAUUGCCAAACGAUGGAUUUUCCCAGUAUGCCUGUGGGCUAUGUGGAUGGUGUCUAUUCUUAUACAGGUCACUAUGCAAAGAGAUCGGAUGUAUUUGCAUUUGGUGUUGUACUCUUAAUGCUGAUAACCAAAAGGGUUGGAGCCAGAGUUACGAAAAAGAAGAGAGAUAAUAUGCCGAUGGAUAUGGCAGAACGAUGUGUUUAUGUUUGGGCAGAAAUAGAGUACAAACGACUAAGCAAGAUGAUUUGGACUAAGCCCUCCCUUGUGCAUAAAAGCUUGAAGGUGGACACAUGUUUUGAAUCACAACAUGGGCUUGCAAUGCGCUGUGUAAAACGUCUUGAUCCGUUUGGGGAGCUGGAUGGCCAGGGCAAGCGGCCAUCAAUGACGGAAGUUGUUCGCAGCUUACAGUCCAUAUGCAUGUGA